AUGCGUUUGUUCAAUAUACUAGCCAUCGUGGCCGCCUUGUGCGCAACGACUGUCAUAGCAGGAAUGGAACAGUUGGCAGCCGUUUUACCCUCAUGUGCGCUGGAUUGUAUGAUGACUUCGGUGCCGCAAUCGUCCUGCAAAGCAACCGACCAGAUAUGUCUAUGCAAUGAUGCACAUUACAUAGCCGUUCUCCAAAAAUGUGUUCUCACUAGUUGCACCAUUCGAGAAUCUUUAGCUACAAAAAAUGUCACCACGUCAACGUGCGGUGCCCCUAUCCGGGAUCGCACAAAGAUUGUUUCCCAUGCAGGAGUUGCAGGCGGAGUUAUAGCUCUAAUCGCAUUUAUUCUCCGGAUGGUGGCUCGAUUCAGGUGCUGUGGUGGCGUUUUUGGCGCAGAUGACUGGACAAUGAUGCUGACGAUGGCAUUUCUCGUUCCACUCUCAGCACUCUCGGUUGUUUUGGCCAAUGCUGGUUUAGGAAAAGAUAUGUGGACUCUCCCUUUCGAUAACAUCACCCACAUUCUCUAUAUCUACUUUUGGGAUGAAUUGAUCUAUCUAAGCAUUCUCCCGUUGACCAAAAUAUCGAUUUGUUGUUUCUACCUUCGUAUCUUCCCUGAUCGGACGUUUCGGACAGCAACUUACGUGACAAUUGCACUGAACGUUUGCUACUGGAUUGCCUUUAUAUUGAUCUCGGUCUUCCAGUGUCGACCUCUACCUGGAGCGUGGCACCGCUGGUAUGAAGAGGAAAAAUACAAAUGCAACCAUAUCAACGCACAGGGCUGGGCAGCGGCAGCGCUGAACAUGUUCCUUGAUAUACUUGUCAUGGUACUUCCACUUCGUCAGCUGUACGGUCUGAACCUUUCCGUAAAACGGAAGUCAUACGUAAUUUGCAUGUUUGGCUUGGGCAUCUUUGUCACCCUUGUCAGCAUCCUACGACUGAAUUCACUCAUUCACUUCGCCUCUACCACUAACCUAACCUGGGAUUAUGUGACUGUUGGGUAUUGGAGUACUAUUGAAUGUGACGUUGGCGUUAUCUGUGCGUGUCUGCCUGCCAUUCGAUCGUUACUACGUCGUGUAUCUCCCGGACUAUUUGGCGAUACCGCGCAGGCCAAAUCAGCCUAUGGCCUAAACUCUCAUUCUCGCGGGACAGGAUCUCAGUUUACACCUGUCCCUGUCCAGAGCAAGAAUGGCGAUCGCCAAUUCUACCCACUUGAUGACGUGGAGUCCUCUGAUGAGACCCGGCUACACCACCCCCAUCCGGUCUAG
Messenger RNA from Penicillium vulpinum, 1263 nucleotides. RefSeq names its product CFEM domain-containing protein. The record is from RefSeq and is a predicted model, not a curated record. The transcript has 8 exons. Bases 1 to 1263 code for a protein of 420 amino acids. Lineage: Eukaryota; Fungi; Ascomycota; Eurotiomycetes; Eurotiales; Aspergillaceae.